UACAAUAUUACAAAACCACCCCUGCUUCCAUUUGCUUCUGGAAUUGCAUCUUCCGUUGAUAAAAACCAGAUCGGAGUACAAAAUAAGCAAUUUUUAAUAAAUUUGCUUUUCAGCUGUUUUUCUGUGUGAUUUUUUUCUAGUUUAAUUUGUUUUAACGGGGAGAUGAAUGGCGGUGAAGGAAUAAAAGAUUUGGAAGUUAAUGGAAAUAAAGAGAAGAAGUGUGAGGUGUUAAUGUGGGGGUAUCUUCCGGGAGCUUCGCAGCUACAGUCUUCGUUGACUUCACCGGUGAGUGUACGGUUUCCGGAAGCGGAGGUCUCCGGGGAUUCGUGGAAGGAUGUUUGUGGUGGCGGUUGCGGGUUUGGUUUAGCUAUUUCAGCCUCCGGAAAACUUAUAACGUGGGGUUCAGCUGAUGAUCAAGGCCAAAGCUAUUUGACCUCCGGGAAGCAUGAGGAGACUCCAGAGCCGUACCCACUUCCAACUAAUGAUCCAAUUCUGAAAGCUGCUGCUGGUUGGGCACAUUGUGUUUCUGUUACAGGUAAAGGUGAAGUGUACACAUGGGGUUGGAAGGAGUGUGUUCCACCUGGAAAAGUUACUUGUAGUUGGACAAGUAUGAAAACCUUUGAAAGGAACAGGUCUGCAAAACAAAGUUCUACACUGACUGAGCAAGGGAGCCCACAGUCUCAAGGUCCAAAACCUUCUGUCGGAUCACUUUCUUGUUCAGAUGAUAAAAACAUUGAAGAUGAAAGUAUAAAGAGAAGAAAGGUAUCAACUCAAGAAGAAUCUGAAAUAUCAAUCCCUGCUGAAGAAACACUUUCAGCGCCACCUUGUCUUGUAAUGCUGGAUCCCCUGGUGAAAAUUACAUCUGUUGCUGCUGGUGGGCGACAUACGUUGGCAUUGUCAGAUGUAGGACAGGUAUGGGGUUGGGGCUAUGGAGGUGACGGGCAGCUAGGUUUGGGCAACCGGGUAAAAACAGUGGCUUCUCCUCAUCUCAUUCCGUGUAUUGAUCCAUCUUCAUGCAUAAAAGACAAACCUGAUGUGGUUCAUCAAGAAAGUGAGAGUGCAGCAGCUCAGUCUCAUAAUUCUGUAGGGAAUUACAUAAGGGCCGUUGCUUGUGGAGGCAGGCACAGUGCAGUAAUAACAGAUGCUGGUGUGCUGAUUGCUUUUGGCUGGGGUUUAUAUGGACAGUGUGGACAAGGAAAUAGAGAAGACCUGCUGAGACCAACUUGUGUGACUUCUCUAUCGGGGACUCAGAUUGAAACAGUUGCAGCUGGGUUGUGGCAUACUAUAUGCAUCUGCAAAGAUGGUUGUGUCUAUGCUUUUGGUGGAAAUCAGUUUGGGCAAUUGGGUUUGGGAACAAAUUCUGAUCAAUGUGAGCUUAUACCUAAGCUUCUGGAUGCUUCAGUUAUGGAGAACAAGAAUGCUAAGGUGGUAUCCUGUGGAGCUCGUCAUAGUGUCAUACUAACAGGUAAAAUGUUAUAUCAGUUUGGAUCUGAUUUCGGGCUCCCAGCAACAUUCCGAGAUGAAGGUAAAAUAUACAGCUGGGGAUGGAAUAAAUAUGGUCAGCUCGGUUUAGGAGAUACAGUCGAUCGAAAUAUCCCUUCGCAAGUUCCGGUCGACAACUACGUCCCUAAGAAUAUUGGUUGUGGCUGGUGGCAUACACUAUCGCUGUGCGAGACAGUCUCCUGAGUUACCAAACAGCUGGUUUAUGUUCGACCCAUGGGUGCGCUGCGCUGAUGCUACUUUGCGCUUUUAAAUGCAGUUAAUUAUCAUCAGAGCAUGUUUAGUAUGUAGUAGUCAAUCAAUCCAUUGUUGUAAACGAGACGAUGUUGUUUUGCAAUUAAUUUUCAGUUAAAAUAUGGAGAAAGUUUGGAUUCGUCUCGAAGUAACAAACUUCUAUGUUGUUCUAAGCCCACGAUUAUAUCUUUUGAACUUUGAAUUAAAAUGUUCUCUUAUAGUCUUAUA
This is a messenger RNA of Olea europaea var. sylvestris, 1962 nucleotides long. Its product is annotated as ultraviolet-B receptor UVR8-like. The coding region runs from base 163 to 1686 and encodes 507 amino acids. Lineage: Eukaryota; Viridiplantae; Streptophyta; Magnoliopsida; Lamiales; Oleaceae. The record is from RefSeq and is a predicted model, not a curated record. The transcript is spliced from 11 exons.